GAGAGAGGAAGAAGGAAAGAGGGGUGGGCGGGCGUUUUGCUGCGUCACCAGCUCUGGGAAGCCGCCGUUGGAGAAGGAGCGAGAGAGAGCGCGCGGGCGGGUGUGUGCGCGGUGCUUUGUGGGUAGCAGGCCUCACUCAGCUUUGGAGCCCUGAGAGGAGGCGAAGGGAGAGAAGGAAGGAGGCAAGGAAGGAAGGAAGGAAGGAGGCGCCAGCGCCCUUGCCCUCGCCCGCGCUUUCUCGCCCUUGCCGAGGGACCUUCAGCCCUGCGCCCUUGGGAGGCUUCCCCGGACGAGCCCUGUGGAGGGAGACGGAGGACAGAGCGGAGAAGACUCACGCCGCCGCUGCUAACGCCGUUUGCCAUGCAGCCUGCUUCUGCGAAGUGGUAUGACCGAAAGGAUUAUGUCUUUAUUGAGUUCUGUGUUGAAGACAGUAAAGAUGUUAAUGUAAAUUUUGAAAAAUCCAAACUUACGUUCAGUUGCCUUGGAGGAAAUGAUAACUUCAAGCAUUUAAAUGACAUUGAGCUUUAUAAUUCUAUUGAUCCAAAUGAAUCAAAGCAUAAAAGAACAGACAGAUCUGUGCUAUGUUGUUUACGAAAAGGGGAAUCUGGCCAGUCAUGGCCACGGUUAACAAAAGAGCGGGCAAAGCUCAAUUGGCUCAGUGUGGACUUCAACAACUGGAAAGAUUGGGAAGAUGAUUCAGAUGAAGAUAUGUCCAAUUUUGAUCGCUUUUCUGAAAUGAUGAACAACAUGGGUGGCGAUGAAGAUGUAGACUUGCCAGAAGUAGAUGGAGCAGAUGAUGAUUCACCAGACAGUGAUGACGAAAAAAUGCCAGACCUGGAAUAAAAGGACCUGAUUCGUGUUGGGGUUUGGGGAAAGAACUUCAUCACAACAUUUCAUAAUUGAGAUAAGAAUUCCUGAGUUGAUAGCUCUAAAGGCAGAAAAAAAUACAUCCUUUAAUUCAUCUUCAACCUGUUUUAAGCAGCUUCAUUGAUUGAUGCAUACCAUUGUUCAGGGCAGUCUUAAGCUACGUGAGGCAAUAAUGUUAUGCAUGAAAGUUUUUCCAGACUUCCAAAAACAAAACAAAAAAAACCAGACAAACAUUUGAGGUAUAGGCAGUCGAUACAAAACAGUUGCAAUAAAAGGGUUUACAAACGCCUCUUUGCCUCAUCAUAAGAUAUUGCAAUGGGAAAACUCUCAAUUGACAUGAAGUGGUAAACAUGCUUUUCCCCCUCACAUUGUGGUCUGCAAACAACUAAAGUUUCAGAUUUUACACCGGGAACAGAACUGGCUGAAGCAAUAUUUUAAUUGGCUUUCAAAAUCUAAACUGGUAACAUGCUGUACCUCUAGGGGUGUCUUCAGGGUAUGUUCCACUAAUGUUUAAUGCUCUUCACUUUGUUGUAUUUAAUCACUAGUUAGUGUUCAAAGUAUCCUAGCUAAAACUAGCAACCCCUUCAAAACUUAAAAUGGGUGAAGCCUGUACAUUUGGUUGUUUGAUCCUCAAAGCUCUUGCAUCUCUUAAUGUGGAGGGAUAAGAGAGCAUGUACGUCAUUGCUUGUCAAUCUAUACAUUUAGACCAAAUUGUAUUUGCACUGUUGGUAUGAAAGCGAGUGACAAAAAUGUUAAUAAUACACUAUUCAAUCUCUUUUUUGGGUUUUUUUUUUUGACCAACUUAUGAUAAGCCUGAAAACCUCAAUUUGUGUUCAGAGCAGUGGGGAUUUUUUAAUGUCUACAUUCUUUCUAAUAAACUGUUGAAGACUCCAUGGCUGUCAACUGUCUGGCUGGCUGUAACUUCAUGUAUUCUUACUGUUUGUUGGAAUGAAAUACUUUUAUUUCUAGUUGGAAUAAUAGUGUGCGAUUACUUCAUCUGCUUGAAGAAGGAAAGUUGUAAUAUUCCCAAGCAAGCUUUUAAAAAGAAAAUAGGAGCUGUACGUUGUGGGUACGCUGACAACAGUUUAAAGAAAAAGUGUUGUGAUUUGACUAAAAUAAAAAAAGUUUUGUCCUCCUUUAAAA
This is a messenger RNA of Anolis carolinensis (green anole), 2010 nucleotides long. RefSeq names its product prostaglandin E synthase 3 (gene ptges3). Gene Ontology annotation, cellular component: cytosol; nucleus. The transcript is spliced from 8 exons. Gene Ontology annotation, biological process: telomere maintenance via telomerase; chaperone-mediated protein complex assembly; protein folding. Bases 361 to 843 code for a protein of 160 amino acids. NCBI's taxonomy places the organism in Eukaryota, Metazoa, Chordata, Lepidosauria, Squamata, Anolidae. Gene Ontology annotation, molecular function: Hsp90 protein binding; prostaglandin-E synthase activity; protein-folding chaperone binding. The record is from RefSeq and is a predicted model, not a curated record.